Molecule: messenger RNA, 2713 nt
Organism: Pantherophis guttatus
Lineage: Eukaryota; Metazoa; Chordata; Lepidosauria; Squamata; Colubridae
Gene: BORCS5
Product: BLOC-1 related complex subunit 5
Biological process (GO): lysosome localization; positive regulation of anterograde synaptic vesicle transport; organelle transport along microtubule
Cellular component (GO): cytoplasmic side of lysosomal membrane; synaptic vesicle membrane; BORC complex
Source: RefSeq, a predicted model, not a curated record
GGGACAACCAUGAACUGAAUGACUGAGAAUCUCCAUAGACUUUCAGAGGUAUGGACUUCAGCUCCCAGAAUUCCCUAGCCAGCUAUACUAGGAAAUUCUGGAAUUGAAGUCCAAACAAAUCGAAGCUGCUGAGAUUGAGAAACGCUACAGUGAAGUUUCGAGCCAUUGGAUUAUGAAAUGAAAAAUGUAUAUUUCCCAUGAAUUAUUUUAUUCAUAGGCCUCGUUUUGGCCCAUGGUUGUUUCUGCUUUGCUUUUAUAUAUAUAUAUAUAGUAAUGCUAGAUUUAAAGAGCCACUUUAAUGGUUAAGACAUUAGGCUAGAAAGCGGGAGACCUACCAUAAAUUUGGAAGCCGGUGAGAAGCCAUUCAAUCUUUCUCAGCCCCAGGAAGGGCAAACCACUUCUGAAAAACCUUGCCAUGAAAACUGCAGGGAUUAAUCCAGCAUCUCCUUCACCAGCCAAGCAACGAGCUAAAAUGGAUGAUAUUGUGGUGGUAGCCCAAGGGACUCAGGCAUCACGGAAUGUCAGCAGUGAUCCAGAUGUCAUAAAACUGCAAGAAAUCCCCACUUUCCAACCUCUGUUGAAAGGUCUUCUUAGUGGGCAGAUGUCUCCUACCAACAUUAAACUGGAAAAACUUGAUUCUCAGCAAGUACUACAGCUGUGUCUCCGGUACCAGGACCACCUCCACCAGUGCGCAGAAGCUGUGGCCUUUGACCAGAAUGCUUUAGUCAAGCGGAUUAAAGAGAUGGAUCUUUCGGUAGAAACGUUGUACACUUUAAUGCAAGAGCGCCAGAAAAGGUACGCCAAGUAUGCUGAGCAGAUCCAGAAAGUCAACGAGAUGUCCGCCAUCCUCCGGCGUGUCCAGAUGGGCAUUGACCUAACUGUCCCACUGAUGGAGAGGCUGAACAGCCUGCUGCCCGAGAACGAGCGGCUGGAACCUUUUUGUAUGAAACCGGACAGGGAGCUCAAGUUAUAGCUUCCCUCCGGCCAUCUAUUCUCAGGCUUGACUGCAGGACCAUGCUUGAAAGCUUCAGGCUCAGGGUGAUUAAAAGAAUUACGGUGAUCUCCUGCCCCAACACUGUUCCACAUGCAGACUGGAAACUGAUUGGAGGAUAUCGCUAUGGGGAAUCUCGUCUUCUUGCCGUCAUCCGGCUUUCAGCUGACUACCAAGCUUUUCCUUCCACAAGUUUUGGGGCUGACCGUUUUGGACGUUUGAUAGCGUGCCACGUUUCCCCCCCCCCCCUUUCUUCUUUUUCGUUUUAUGUAUAUAAAAAAAAGAACAGUUUGCUAUUCUAGCGUGGUGCAAUUUUUUUUUUUCUCAUUUGAAAUCGUUUUGAUAACUUGUCGUAUUGUUAUUGGGAACUCCUCUGAGAGCCCUGUUUGAAACUGUAGCAGAUGCAUAUUUAAUUAACAUUACACGAUGUUGCUUACAGAAGAGGCAUUUUAAUGGAAAAGAAUUAGCUGUAAUUCUGAAAGCCCCUAACUCCUGGCUGCUCUUCGCUGAGAAAUGUUCAGGUUCGAUUGAUUUCUUUCCAGAACCUAAACCAUCUUUUAUUAAAAAGGAUUACAUAUUAAAUGCAAUAAAACUGCAUUCAUAUUUUAUUGUCUAACAACUCUAGUCAAGAAUUAACAGGCAAGAGCAUACCUCAAGUUGAUUUGUUGGGCAUUAACACGCCAAAGAUACAUUUAGAAAAACAUACUUGUUAGAAGUUCAUGCUUCUAACAAAAAUGUGGAUCACCUAAACUGGUUAUAUAUCCUUUGGUGGCAGUAUAAUAAACAGCUAGUUUUCUUCUAGCAGAAUAUUGUUACACCCGUUUUCUUAUUUUGUAAAUUCAACCUCAGUUGCUCAAUACAAACUCACUCCAUAGUUCUUGUCAAUAAAAUUCCCUAUAGCCAUUUUAAAGGAUGAAAAACAAUUUUUUAAAUGUUACAUUUCCUAUUCCAAGCCAAAUUUUCACAAAGCCGCGAUAUAUCUGAUUUAUGCUAAGACGCUGGCUCUUAACUGGGCUUGCUACAGAUAAAUUUGGGACUGGCAAGAGUUUUGGAAAGGCUAAUUCAACCCCCCUGGAACAAUCCUUAUGCAUAAAUUACUCUUAGGUGUUCAAUGAGUCACUAACUUUGGAAUGCAGAAACUCUUGGAUGUGGCUGAAGCUUUGAUUGCUGAGUUCCUUUGGCACACAAGGCAGUCCUGAGCCAGAGAGAAAGAGAGAUAGAAAGCAGGGAUGUACAAACUCCUAGGCAGGAAGAGAAAUCUCAUAUGUGGACUUGUGUGCUACUUCCAUUUACUCAGUGCAAUAUGCGUCCUCUAGCAUUGAAUCAGUCUGGAAUGUUCCUCAUCAUGAUCAAUUAACAGCUAUAUCUUGAUAGAGGCAUAUCCCGGAUUCCUAAAAACAUACCUUGCGUUAUUCCAAAUUGGGCAUAAAAAAACAAACUGCUAGAUGGGGUUCCUUAGGAAUAUUUUAAGUGUACCAAAAGGGGGUUAAUUUGAGAUCUUAAAUACAGAAUAGGGAAGGUAGGAUGGCAUUUAAGUAGUUUUCUUGAAAAUUCUGCAGAAGAUGCUUUGGGUAUGAUAUGUAUUUUCCUUUGUUGAAAAUACAGUGUUUUCAUCGUUUGUUUGGGGGUUUUUUUGCCUUGCAUUGAAUUUCCUUCUCUGAACAGUGUAUGAUCAUUACUUGACACAUUUGUUAAUAAACAUGCAAAAUAUAGAUAACCGGA